GGACAAAUUUUAUGAUUAUUUUUUGUUGGCCAGUUUGCCUACAUUUCCCGAAACCCACUGCGACGGCAAAAACAUCCGCCAUAUUGAAAUCGCCAGAACGGGAACGCGCUGGCUGCAUAGUCUGUAUCCACAACACAGCAUAUUGGGACUAUGACGCAGACAGUGCAGACGAACGGGGUGCAACCCCUCAGUAAGACCUGGGAACUCAGUCUGUAUGAGUUACAAAGGACCCCACAGGAGGCCAUCACAGAUGGGCUGGAGAUAGCCGUGUCUCCCAGGAGCCUCCACAGUGAGCUGAUGUGUCCCAUCUGUCUGGACAUGCUGAAGAACACCAUGACAACCAAGGAAUGUCUGCACCGCUUCUGUGCCGACUGCAUCAUCACCGCCCUCCGAUCAGGCAACAAGGAAUGCCCUACGUGCAGAAAGAAGCUGGUGUCUAAGCGAUCCCUGCGGCCGGACCCUAACUUUGAUGCCCUCAUCAGUAAGAUCUACCCCAGCAGAGAUGAGUACGAGGCCCACCAGGAGAGGGUUCUGGCCCGCAUCUCCAAACACAACAACCAGCAGGCCCUGUCCCACAGCAUCGAGGAGGGCCUCAAGAUACAGGCCAAGAACAGGCUGCAGCGGGGGAAGAAGCACCAGCUGGAAAACGGCAGCGGGGCGGAGGACAAUGGUGACUCCUCCCACUGCAGCAAUGCCUCCGUCCACUCCAACCAGCAGGAGGCGGGGCCGAGCAUCAAGCGUACCAAGACGUCAGAUGACUCUGGUCUGGACAUGGACAACGCUACAGAGAACGGAGGGGGAGGGGACGUGGCCAUGGACGGAGCCAGCGAGAUAGAACUGGUGUUCUGUCCUCAUCCUACGCUCAUGGACAAGGAGGACACCGUGCAGACCAGUGUCGAGUUUGUUCCCAGGUACAUCAAGACGUCGGGUAACGCCACAGUGGACCACCUGUCUAAGUACCUGGCUGUGCGUCUGGCUCUGGAGGAACUGAGGAAGAACGGAGAGGCCAGCCCUGUCAAUGUAGACGCUGCCUCAGAGAAACAAUACACCAUUUAUAUUCCUACAGCCAACGGCCAGUUCACGGUGCUGAACGGGUCUUUCUCUCUGGAGCUUGUCAGUGAGAAGUACUGGAAGGUGAACAAACCCAUGGAGCUGUACUUCGCCCCCACCAAGGAGCACAAGUAGACCGCCUGGAGUACACCUGGGGGGUAGCCUGCCUGGAGUACACCUGGGGGGGUAGCCUGCCUGGAGUACACCUGGGGGGGGUAGACCGCCUGGAGUACACCUGGGGGGGUAGACCGCCUGGAGUACACCUGGGGGGUAGACCGCCUGGAGUACACCUGGGUGUAGACCGCCUGGAGUACACCUGGGGGGGUAGACCGCCUGGAGUACACCUGGGGGGGUAGACCGCCUGGAGUACACCUGGGGGGUAGACCGCCUGGAGUACACCUGGGUGUAGACCGCCUGGAGUACACCUGGGGGGUAGACCGCCUGGAGUACACCUGGGGGGUAGACCACCUGGAGAACACCUGGGGGAUAGACCGCCUGGAGUACACCUGGGGAGGUAGACCGCCUGGAGUACACCUGGGGAGGUAGACCGCCUGGAGUACACCUGGGGGGGGUAGACCGCCUGGAGUACACCUGGGGGGGUAGACCGCCUGGAGUACACCUGGGGGGUAGACCGCCUGGAGUACACCUGGGGGGUAGACCGCCUGGAGUACACCUGGGGGGUAGACCGCCUGGAGAACACCUGGGGGAUAGACCGCCUGGAGUACACCUGGGGGGUAGACCGCCUGGAGAACACCUGGGGGAUAGACCGCCUGGAGUACACCUGGGGAGGUAGACCGCCUGGAGUACACCUGGGGAGGUAGACCGCCUGGAGUACACCU
This is a messenger RNA of Oncorhynchus gorbuscha (pink salmon), 1889 nucleotides long. RefSeq names its product E3 ubiquitin-protein ligase RING2. Bases 151 to 1185 code for a protein of 344 amino acids. The transcript has 8 exons. The record is from RefSeq and is a predicted model, not a curated record. Gene Ontology annotation, molecular function: chromatin binding; ubiquitin protein ligase activity. Lineage: Eukaryota; Metazoa; Chordata; Actinopteri; Salmoniformes; Salmonidae. Gene Ontology annotation, cellular component: ubiquitin ligase complex; PcG protein complex.